Molecule: messenger RNA, 2124 nt
Organism: Paramecium primaurelia
Lineage: Eukaryota; Ciliophora; Oligohymenophorea; Peniculida; Parameciidae
Source: the annotation of a GenBank genome assembly
AUGAAAUCAAAGCAACCUCAUAUGAAUUAAAGAAACCAACAGUAAUUUCAAAUACAACAACAAUAAAUUUAACAAUAAAAUUUAUUUUAUGAUGAGGACAAAUCUUUAAAUGUUCAACUUUUAAGAACAUUGAAACAACCUCCACAUUAAAUUCGUCAAAACAAUAUAGAUAUCAACUUUCAUUUAAAUUAAUUAAAAAAAAACCCUUUCCAGAAUAGCAAUCAACAAAAAGUUAAUCAUUUUAAAAUAGGUCAUCGUUAAAUAAAAUAAUCUUAAUAAUCAGCAUCGUCAGUAAGAAGAGAUAUGAAUAAUAAUAAUAAUAAUAAUAAUCAAUUAAUUGAAUAAAUUAAGAAUCAAUACUAUUCUCCACAAUAAUAAAAUGUACAAAUUACACCUUAUAAAUUGAUUUAAUAAUCUCAUAAUAAUUAAAUGAGCUAAUUUUCUAGAAAUAUUAAUAACAACAAUAUCCAAUUAGAUUAGUUUAUUCCACAAAUUAGAGACUAAUCUCCUUAACUAGAUUUUAAUUAAUUAUUUUCUAGAACAAAUUAAAAUUUAUUUAGAUACUCUGAAUUAAGAAAAAGAAAGUAAUAAUUAUUAGAGGAAAUAUAAAUCAAAACUGAAACUAUUUUUGAUAAUGAUGAGUAUAUAGCACCAUAAGAAAAUUAAAUUAAUAAAAAUUUAUCAAAUAAUGAUUUAUCAUCUAAAGUAUCUUUUGAAAUAAAGUGUCUUCAAAAAACUUGUAAAUUAAAAAAUGAAGAAUCAUAAUAAUUACCUGCAAUGAUUAGUAUUAAAACUUAAGAAAUAGAUUCUAUUGAAACAGAAAGGAGAGUUGGAGUGGAUUUGGUAUUUAUAUUUAAUUAACAAUAGAUUUGUCUAAUAGAUAGAAGUGGAAGUAUGUUAAGAUAAAAAAUAAAUAUGGUUUAAUAAACAUUACUAAUUUUGCUUAACUUUUUAAGUGAUUAAGAUAGACUUCAAUUAAUAAUUUUUAAUGAAAGUGCUGAAUAAUUGACCCCAUUAAAAUGUGUUACAGAAUAAAAUAAAGAAUACUUCAAAUCAAUUAUUAAUUCAAUAACAGCUUAAGGAUUGACAAGAAUAUCAGCAGCUACAAAUCUAGCAUUUUAAUAAUUAAACAAUAGGAAAUAUAAGAAUAAUGUGAGUUCAAUAUUUUUAUUAUCUGAUGGACACGAUUCUUAAGCAGUUUAUGAUGUGGAAAAAUAAAUUAAUAUUGUAAAGGAUCCAUUUACUUUGCAUACUUUUGGAUUUGGAGAUAGACAUGAUGCAAAAUUAAUGACAUCUCUUUGUAAUUUAAAAAAUGGAAGUUUUUAUUUUGUUCAAGAUAUCACAUUAUUGGAUGAAUUUUUUGUUGAUGCUUUAGGAGGUCUGAUUUCUGUUAUUGGAGAAGAAGUAAAAAUUUAAGUUCUAUCUAAUCCAGAUUAACCAUAUUAAGAUAUAAAAAUAUCAAAAACUUAUGGAAAUAUGUGGAAAUAAAAUAAUCAAUCUUAUGAAAUUGAUUUUCCUUAAUUAAUUUCAGGAACAAGAAAAGAUUUUGUUUUUGAAAUCCAAAUUCCAUAAUUUAUGAAUAAUAUUAACAAUUAAUAGGUAAAAAUUAUAGAUGCUAAACUAACAAUAAAAAAUCCAUUAAAUGGAGAAAUCAUUGAAAAAUUAGCAAAUCUAUCCUUAACCUUUUACAAUCCAGAUUAAGAAAUGAUAUAAAUUGAUACAGAUCCUGAUGUUUAGACAUAAUAUUUUAGAGUUAAAGGAACAGAGGCUAUAGAUGAUGCUCGAAAAGCAUGUGAAUAAAAUAAAUUCGAAGAUGCUUAAGCUCGAAUAAAUCAUAUUUUGAUACAAAUAUAAUAAAAUAAAAUUGCUAACUCUCUGUGUGCUGGAAUCAUUUAAGAUCUAGAUUAAGCCAAAUAAGCAUCAAUGAUCACCUCAUAUAAAACAUUUGGUUAAAAGUAAAUGUAUUAAAUGGUUACAAACAAUUAUCUACAAGGAGGUAUCAAUUCAAUUUUCACAGCAAAUGGAAAAUAAUUAUAAUAAAAAUAACCAGCUCAUUAUUAAAAUAGAAUUUAAUAGAUAAUGAUGAGUAAAGUUUAAAAUCAAAAAUCAAGAUAGCAUUAUUGA